UGCCACCAUGGUUGUGCUCCUCUUGCUGUUGGUGCUCUUCUGCAACCUAGACCUCCCAACGAUGGGCGCCAUGGACACCCUCACCUUGGGCCAGUCUCUCCCAUGGAACCAGACACUGGUCUCCGAGGGUGGCAACUUCGAGCUUGGUUUCUUCUCCCGGGGCAACCCCAAGAGGCACUACAUAGGCAUCUGGUUCAAGAACAUCACCAAGCAAGCGGUCGUCUGGGUGGCGAACCGGGAGCGUCCGGUCCUCGAACCGUCGACAUCUCGCUUCGCGCUGAGCGACCGCGGCGAGCUUGUGCUCCUCGCGGCGCCGUCCGGCACGGUGCUGUGGUCGUCGAACGCGACCUCCCCGUCCCCGCGCACCACCGUCGCCACGCUCCAGGACGACGGCAACCUCGUCGUGCGGAGCGACGCCAGGGCGUCGGCGUUGUCUGUCGUGACGUGGCAGAGCUUCGACCACCCCACGGACACAUGGCUCCCAGGAGCUAAUCUCGGCUACGACAGGGUCCGCGGCGUCCACAGCUUCCUCACGUCGUGGACGGACGCCGAGAACCCGGCGCCCGGGCCGUUCUCCAUGGUGAUCGACCCGCGCGGGCAGAGCAAGUUGAACCUGCUCGCCGGCGGCGAGCACCAGUACUGGACGACCGGCCUGUGGGACGGCGAGAUCUUCGCCAACCUGCCGGAGAUGCGGUCGGGCUACUUCGUCGGCGUCCCCUACGCGCUGAACGCCAGCGUCAACCUCUUCACCUACCACGACCGGGUGCCGCUGGGCAUCCAAAACUUCGUGCUGGACGUGAACGGGCAGAUGCAUCGGCGGCAGUGGAGCGAGACGGCGGGGGACUGGAACCUCUUCUGCUCCGAGCCCCACGACGCGUGCGACGUCCACGGCUCGUGCGGGCCCUUCGGCGUGUGCAGCAACACCACCAGCACAGCGUGCCAGUGCCCCGCGGGUUUCGCGCCGCGGCUCAAGGGGGAGUGGAGGCUGGGGAACAUGGCCUCGGGAUGCGAGAGGCGGCAGAGCCAGCAGGCGGAUUGCCACAAGGACGGGUUCCUCGAGCUGCCGUACGCCGUGCAGCUCCCGAACGGCUCGGUGGAGGCGGCAGCUGGAGCACGGAGCGGCGUGGCGUGCGAGCUCUCCUGCCUGCGGGACUGCUCGUGCACCGCCUAUGCUUACGACGGGGCCAAGUGUUCCGUGUGGAAGGGCGAGCUCCUCAACCUCAGGAGAGUCUCGAAUGAUCAAGGCGAUCAGGGAGCCGCUGGCGCCGUACUUCACCUCCGCGUCGCGGACUCGGAUUUGCCGGCGGUGCAUCCGUCGAAGAAGAUCCAUGACGGCGGACUAGCGGCUGCAGUGUUGAUCCUGGCAAUUCUCGUGAUAGCCGCGCCGGUGGUAGUGGUUCUGCGGAGGCGGCGGGGCAAGGGCAAGGUGAUGGCGGCGGCGCAGAGCACGCUUCUGGUGUUCGACUACCGGGCCGUGAAGGAGGCGACGCGGGACUUCUCGGAGAAGCUCGGGAGCGGGGGCUUCGGCUCCGUGUACAAGGGUGCGCUCCCGGACGCGACGCCCGUGGCCGUCAAGAAGCUCCACGGCUGGCGGCAGCAGGGGGACAAGCAGUUCCGCGCCGAGGUGGUCACCCUGGGCAUGAUCCACCACGUCAACCUCGUCCGCCUCCGCGGCUUCUGCUCGGAGGGGAGCAAGAGGGCGCUCGUGUACGACUACAUGGCCAAUGGCUCCUUGGACUCGCACCUGUUCAAGAGCAGCUCGAGCUCCAAGCGAGUCAUGAGCUGGGGCCAGAGAUUUGGCAUCGCGGUUGGCGUGGCCAGAGGCCUGGCCUACCUGCACGAGAAGUGCCGGGAGUGCAUCAUACACUGCGACAUCAAGCCGGAGAACAUCCUCCUCGACGAGGCGUUGGGGCCGAAGCUCGCGGACUUCGGCAUGGCCAAGCUCGUCGGCCGCGACUUGAGCGGCGUCCUGACCACCAUGCGGGGCACGCCGGGCUACCUCGCGCCAGAGUGGCUCGCGGGCGCCCCGGUCACCGCCAAGGCCGACGUCUACAGCUUCGGCCUGGUGCUGUUCGAGCUCGUCUCGGGCCGCCGGAACGCCGCCGCCGCCUCGCCGGAGGAGGCCGGCGGUUGCUCCGGCGCCAUGUACUUCCCGGUGCAUGCCGCGGUCAGGCUGCACGCGGGCGACGUGGCCAGCCUACUGGACGAGAGGCUGUCCGAAGAUGCCAACCUGAUGGAGCUCGAGAGGCUCUGCAAGGUCGCUUGCUGGUGCAUCCAGGACGAGGAACGCGACAGGCCGACGAUGGGGCUCGUCGUGCAGCAGCUUGAAGGCGUUGCCGAUGUCGGUUUGCCGCCGAUCCCGUCGCGGCUUCACAUGCUGUCAAUGCUAAACGAAUGGGUCAGUGGGGUUGCGGAGGAUAAACUAUAGUUUAGUCAACAUUAUUAGCACAUUACUGACAGAAGAAGUGCGCAAGUGAAAAACUACGUCAGUAUUGAGCAGCGCCUCUAAUGGAUCCUUGCCUCGUCAUGCCGU
Panicum virgatum (switchgrass) is the source of this 2533-nucleotide messenger RNA. RefSeq names its product G-type lectin S-receptor-like serine/threonine-protein kinase At2g19130. Gene Ontology annotation, biological process: recognition of pollen; protein phosphorylation. The transcript has a single exon. The record is from RefSeq and is a predicted model, not a curated record. Gene Ontology annotation, molecular function: ATP binding; protein serine/threonine kinase activity. Lineage: Eukaryota; Viridiplantae; Streptophyta; Magnoliopsida; Poales; Poaceae. The coding region runs from base 8 to 2428 and encodes 806 amino acids.